GACAAGUCGUUCAAGUCCAAGAUGAUCCGAAACGGAUCAUUAUUUUAUUUGUUUCUUUCGCCAACGUAGUUAUAUUUCGUACUGCACCGGUUGAGUCGUAGAUACUUUUUGAAAAUUAAUUUUAAGUGAUUUUUUGUAAUUUUCGUGUCCUUAUAAUUUAAGAAUUUAUAAAAAAAAAAAUUAUGAAAUGUAUUUCAAAACAAGUUUAAAUAUUUGUUUUACAAUUUUGGGAUUUAUUUAUAUUCCCCAAUUCACAAGUGCCCAGUCUCAAUGUUUGAAUCCAAACCAAAGAAGCGGUAAUUGCAUUUCGAUUUAUGAUUGUCCAUCACUUUUAAGUGUGGCGGCACGUAAGCCGCUACAAGAUAUUGAUAGAUGGUUUUUACGGAGUUCUCAAUGUCGUGGAGGAUUGGGAAAUGGACCCCAUGUUUGUUGUACCGAUGACACAGAUUACGUAAGACAACCAACGGUCUUAUUUCCUGCAGAAAAUGUUAACCAAUCACAAAGAGGAGAGUUGCCAGAACUUUCGGCUUGUGGUGGAGUAAAAUUGCAAAAUAAGAUCUUUGGUGGAGAUGAUACGGAUUUAUCUGAGUUUCCAUGGUUGGCUAUGUUGGAGUAUGAAAAAAAUGGUCAAAGAAGCACAAACUGUGGUGGUUCAUUAAUUAAUCGGAGAUACGUUAUAACUGCUGCCCACUGUGUAACUGGACGAAUCCAACAAGAUGUUGGAACAUUAGUAGGUGUUAUUCUUGGAGAGCACGACACGACAAAGAUAAUUGAUUGUGUAAAUGGUACGUGUGCGGGUCCAGCUUUAAGAUAUGGCGUUGAGGAAGCAAUACCUCAUGAAUCUUACAAUGACAGACAAGUACAUCGUCACAAUGACAUAGCUUUGGUGAGAUUGGAUCGAAAUGUCAUUUACUCAGACCAAAUUAAACCAAUUUGUCUGCCAUUUACUCUACCCAACGAACAACUUCCCAGUGGAACUAUGCUAACUGUUGUAGGUUGGGGAAGGACACAAGAUACUCAAAGAAGUACCAUCAAACAAAAAGUUCAAGUCCCAUUAAUCGAUCAAGAUGAAUGCCGUGAAAAGUUCCGUAGGGGUAAUAUUCAAAUUAUUGACAAACAAGUAUGUGCGGGUGGUAAUUAUGAAAAAGAUAGUUGUCAUGGAGAUUCCGGUGGACCAUUGAUGAGUUUUCGUCAAGGUGUUUGGGUGUUGGAAGGUAUUAUUUCGUAUGGUUAUGAGUGUGGACAUAAAGGCUGGCCAGCAGUUCAUUCAAGAGUUCCAAGUUAUGAAAAUUGGAUAAGGGGAGUGAUACGAGCUUAGUUAAGUUUGUACAAAAAAAAAUUAAGUACUUUUUCAGUAAAGUGUGAUUAAUAUUUAUUUUUUAGGACGAAAUAAUUAAAGAAACAAAAAAAAAUUAAAUUUUAACCUAAACUUACAAAUUAUGUAGAUUAAAGUAAGUUGUAAAUUUGUGUUGAAAGUUUAGCGUAAAUUAUUAUUUUGUGAAUAAAACUGAAGAUAAAGUACCUA
This is a messenger RNA of Episyrphus balteatus (marmalade hoverfly), 1525 nucleotides long. Its product is annotated as serine protease 7. Gene Ontology annotation, biological process: proteolysis. The transcript is spliced from 5 exons. The coding region runs from base 188 to 1318 and encodes 376 amino acids. Lineage: Eukaryota; Metazoa; Arthropoda; Insecta; Diptera; Syrphidae. Gene Ontology annotation, molecular function: serine-type endopeptidase activity. The record is from RefSeq and is a predicted model, not a curated record.